Molecule: messenger RNA, 1470 nt
Organism: Erigeron canadensis
Lineage: Eukaryota; Viridiplantae; Streptophyta; Magnoliopsida; Asterales; Asteraceae
Product: protein JOKA2-like
Exons: 2
Coding region: 670-1296 (208 amino acids)
Molecular function (GO): protein binding
Source: RefSeq, a predicted model, not a curated record
UUAAUGAUAGAUUAUCAGUUUUUUCUAAAUGAAAUUAUAUAUAUAGAGAGAGAGAUAUGAUUGUAUAUCGAUCAAGUAAUCCAUCGAACAAUAGUAAAAAAGUUUUGUUUAGAAUUUGGUGUUUCAAGUUUUUUGUCAGUAGUUUCUCAACAAUAAAUUAAUUAAUGACUGCUUCUUCAUCCAGUAUUGUGAUCAAGGUUUGAGGAUGCAAACACCAACUGGUGAUGCAUCUAAUGUUGAUGGUCAGCUGCAGGGUGUGAAUUCUGAAUCAUCAACUGUCAAAGGGAUCAACUCUAGUGGAUCAAGUGGAAGCACUUCUACUCCCCUUGAAUUGAUACCUACAGCACCAUCCUCUUCUCCUAUGGUUACUGAGGUCAUAAAGCAGAGGACUGCAGAUUCAGAUCAGAUUUCCACCUCUAUGGCUAGUCAGAAGGUGCACACUCCUACCGAUGGUUCAUCAGAUGUGAAUUCUGAAUUGUUAACUCUUACUGACAAUAGGAUUUCAGUGAACUGUGAAGCUGAAAGUUCAAACUCAAAGAAGACAGAUAAGCAGGUUCAGAAAGUGACUAACGGUAUGACCUCUUCUAGAAAAAAAUUGGGCUUAAACUCACACAAUCUGAAUCUGCCUCCUAUAAUGAAGAACCUGAACUAGUUCCUCGGAAUCAUUUGAUGGCUUCUGGAAACAUUUUCAUCAAGGUCCCAGACCCUGAAGCUGCAUCUGCUGAUUCAGAUCCUACUGAUCAGGAUACAGGUGUUCCCAAUGACUCGGUGAUUAGCGAUAAUGGUCAAGUAUCAAGCACUAUGGCUACUCGUUCUCCUACUGAAGUGGCUGCUAUGUCUUCGUUUUCUGAUUCCACAGAAGUGGAAACUGCUUCGACUUCUCUUCCAGUGGGACCCGUGGUUUCUUCAGGUUUCUAUCCUUCGCUGGGAUUACAUCCCGAAUCGAUGAGAUCACCUACCAUGGAUUUUUCUGUAAUGUCAUCUAGGUUGGUUAGAGGUGCACCACCACCAAGUGAUGAUAAGGAGCAAAAGCUUUUGAAGUAUUUGAAAAAGAUCGGAUUCAAGAAACUGGAUUUAAACAGGAAAAUCUUGAGGAUGAACGAUUAUGAUCUGGAGAAAUCGAUUGAUGAUCUUUGUUGCGCUUUAGAAUGGGAACCAAUGCUUGAGAACCUGCAGGAAAUGGGGUUCGUGGAUGAGAAAACCAACAGGAGGCUUUUGGAGAAGAACGAUGGAAGCAUCACUCUUACAGUCAUGGAUCUCAUAAAUGAAAAGGCGCUUAAUCCAACUCGUACGUAGUCUUUGAAGUAAUGAAUAUCUAGAUACAUAUAUAAAGAACCUAUAGUCUAUAGAGAAGAUUUAGCUGUGCGUUUAUAGUUGCUUGUUCUGAACUUCAUGUGGUGUGAUGCGGAUCUGUGUUUAUAUGGCAAAUAAUGAUGUUUAGCUAUAUAACCAUUUGUCUUGGUUUGUUUA